AUGGCAUCCAUUGCGUCCCUACUAAAUCCGGAACCAGAAGAUUUUCAGAGAAGCCAUCAGCUUCCUACGCCGUCUUCCAGUCGAUCAAGAGACUUUACUACAGCACCACAGAGACAGAAAAGGCAAAAGUUAUCCAAGGACGGUGCCGUCUUCACUAGAGGAAAGGUCAAGGGCGAAGUCAGAUAUCCUCCCUGUGAGUACCAAGACACAGAGCUAGAAAACGCUCAUAGAGAGUUUGAAAUCCAUCCGAUGGGACACAUUACAGAGUUCCCUCGACAUAUACCUUACAACAGCGAAAAGAAGUCAUUUCUUGAAAAGACUGGACGGGAAAGCUUUGAAGUUUUCCAAUAUACGUUCAGAAUCCCCGGUGAAGAUAAAAUACAUACGGUCAUGUGGGAUUAUAACGUUGGCCUCGUUCGAACGACGUCGCUUUUUAAAUGCAAUAACUACCCCAAGACCGCUCCAGGAAAGAUGCUCGAUGCAAACCGAGGCCUUCGGGAGAUAUGUCAUAGUAUCACGGGCGGAGCUCUAGCCGCACAAGGGUAUUGGAUGCCCUUUGAAGCAGCUAAAGCCGUUGCGGCUACGUUUUGCUGGAGGAUCCGAUAUGCCUUGACGCCACUGUUCGGGAGGGAAUUUAUAUCAAUAUGCAUUCCACCAAGUGACGAAAGGUUUGGCAGAAUGAUCAUUGAUCCGGAGAUCAUUCGAUCAGCCGCUAGCACUGCAGAUCGCUUGCGUCAUCUAGAAACAAAGCGAAGUUCGCCCAGUUUAUUGCCGAACACUAUUGCAUACUCCCCAGGCACUGAAGGUUCGCCCCGCGCGCAUGCGAAGAACCUAAGGCUUAAACAUAUUCGCAAGCCUGUGGUCAACUAUGAACAUGACGAAGAAAUUGCCAGUCGCGAAUAUUGCCGGCCUCGCGCACUUCCCCACAGUGGCUGGACUGCUAGAAACGCUUUGCGGACAGCAUCCUCGGCGCAACUGAGUAUACCGUCGCCCGGGGAGAUUCUCGCCUCCCUCUCGGGCAUUCACGACAGGCGACGAAGGGUAUCGGCUGUCUAUGAAUCCGACUCGGUCGCUGAUGACGUUAGCCUGCCACCAAAAUCGGCUGCAUCCGAAUCAAGCGAUGGCUCCUAUACCGAUGGUGGAUCGAUGAUGGAGUCCUCGGACUCUGAGCCGGACGACCCGCUAAGAAGGAGGAAUUCUCCUUUACCGCUGACGAAUGAUGCAAGAGCAGCGUAUAUGCUGAUGCGAUUGCAUAUGCAGGAAGCUGUGGGGGUGGAUGAUGAUUCCCAGCGGAAGAAGCGUCGAGCGUCGACGUGACAUGCCUAGCUCUAUUUUAUCCUCUCUUGGUUGAUACGCCUGAAAUGGAGAGAUUGUUCCCCCAUUCCAUGUUUUCAUUUGGGAAGGUUUAGGGUCUGCAAUGUGUUUUCGGAUACUCUGGGAGAAAGAAAUUGCCUUUUGUGUUUAUCAAUCUAAUCGUGUCUUUCACUCAUUUGGCUGGAAGUCUGAAAACGGCAGCUAUGCACAUUAAAGGAGAGACUUUCUUGUUAUGCGUUAUUGAUUGGGAUACUGUUGGCAGAUAUUGGCUGAGUAUGCGGUUAUGAGCUCCGGGAUGGGACUCAGGUAUUAGAGUCAAGAGGCUAGACCAUGGCUUUGCUCUCUAAAAGUGCUCUCCGCUUCUUCCGCUAGCCGAUGUUUUGUAUCGGCUGUCUUCCUCUAUGUUAAUUCCGGAUUGAGUUCGUUUGAUUUAAAGGUGGAUGAAUUCUCCGAACUGAUAUUUAGUGUUUAAUAACUAAUUUCGGACUCCCUUUUGGCUCCUUCUGAA
Coccidioides immitis RS is the source of this 1822-nucleotide messenger RNA. RefSeq names its product APSES transcription factor Xbp1. The transcript is spliced from 4 exons. Lineage: Eukaryota; Fungi; Ascomycota; Eurotiomycetes; Onygenales; Onygenaceae. Gene Ontology annotation, molecular function: DNA binding; transcription regulator activity. The record is from RefSeq and is a predicted model, not a curated record. Gene Ontology annotation, cellular component: SBF transcription complex; MBF transcription complex. The coding region runs from base 1 to 1317 and encodes 438 amino acids.